Salvelinus sp. IW2-2015 is the source of this 2026-nucleotide messenger RNA. RefSeq names its product adenosine 3'-phospho 5'-phosphosulfate transporter 2. The record is from RefSeq and is a predicted model, not a curated record. Gene Ontology annotation, molecular function: 3'-phosphoadenosine 5'-phosphosulfate transmembrane transporter activity. Gene Ontology annotation, cellular component: endoplasmic reticulum membrane; Golgi membrane. Lineage: Eukaryota; Metazoa; Chordata; Actinopteri; Salmoniformes; Salmonidae. Gene Ontology annotation, biological process: transmembrane transport.
GUAAUUUUGUAUUGCAAAAAAUAGCUCUGGUGCUAAUAAAGUCGAAKCCCGAAUGUAUGUCAUAUGUUGGUGUUUUGAAAUGUUCAGUGGUCGUUUUAGGAUUUUCCCCACGCAACUCACUGCAGUUGUUAUUAGCUAGAUAGGUAGUUUGGCUAUCUAAGUAGCUAGCAAUUAAUCAUUGUUGUAUUCAAUCAAAUAGUUAGCUAGUUUAGUAGUGCUGUAUAUCUCAAGGAGUAAAAUCCUGAAACGCCCACGGAAAUAAGAUCAUUGAUAAUUGCGCUGUUGUCCUUGGUUGUUACAGACACAAUGAGUGCCAAAUUCGGCCUGAUGAACUACAACAACGCCCGGAAGCAUCUGUCUAUCUCCAUCCCGUCGUCCAGCGAGGUCAUGAUGUCUCCGCACAUUAAGUCUGUGGAGGAGCUGAGAGUGCUAGGCAUCAACCUGAGCAGCUUCAACACAGCUACCCAGUUCUGCAUCUGCACGGCGGGUGUCUUCCUCUUUUACCUCAUCUAUGGCUACCUACAAGAGCUCAUAUUUUCCGUGGAGGGUUUCAAGCCCUUCGGAUGGUACCUCACCCUGGUACAGUUUGGGUUCUACUCCCUGUUUGGACUGGUGGAAUUGCAGCUCACACAGGACAAACGGAGAAGAAUACCAGGGAAGACCUACAUGAUCAUAGCAUUUCUAACGGUGGGGACCAUGGGCCUAUCAAACACCUCACUGGGUUACUUGAAUUAUCCUACACAGGUCAUCUUCAAGUGCUGCAAACUCAUUCCUGUCAUGAUAGGAGGCAUAUUCAUUCAAGGGAAACGCUACAAUCUGGCUGAUGUAUCUGCUGCUCUCUGUAUGAGCCUGGGACUCAUCUGGUUCACCCUAGCUGACAGUAAAGUCGCCCCCAACUUCAAUGCAACCGGGGUCCUCCUCAUCUCUCUGGCUCUGUGCGCUGAUGCUGCCAUUGGGAACGUGCAGGAGAAAGCCAUGAAGCUCCAUAAUGGCUCUAACUCUGAAAUGGUUUUGUAUUCCUAUUCCAUCGGUUUUGGGUACAUAUUGACAGGCCUGUUGGGUGCAGGUGGAUUGGGACCAGCAGUGGCCUUUUGCUCUCAGCAUCCUGUGACAACAUACGGUUAUGCAUUCUUCUUCUCUCUCACGGGGUACUUUGGCAUUUCAUUUGUGCUGGCCUUGAUCAAACUYUUUGGAGCAUUGGUCGCAGUCACAGUAACGACUGGGCGUAAGGCGAUGACGAUUGUACUAUCCUUUAUGUUUUUCUCCAAGCCUUUUACUUUUCAGUACCUAUGGGGUGGACUUUUAGUGCUGUUCGGCAUCUUCCUGAAUGUUUACAGCAAAAACAAAGACAAAAUGAAGCUGCCAUCUUUGGCGGACCUCAGGAAUAUGUUUAUGACCGGGAAGAAGGUCAGGCUGCUAUCACAGAACGUGUAGUAAAAGGGACCUGUGGUGGGCACGAUAAACAAACAUUUUCCUAACGUUCCUAUCUAACAUGGACCUAAUAACAGUGGGUUCCUAAGAYAUUCCUUGGCCACAGAGCUCCACAGAAACAUUCCCAGGAGGAGAAAGUGGAUACGGAGCACCUGCGAGACUCUGAAAGGGAAGCUGACUCCUUAGCUAACCCAAAUAGCACAGUUCUACACUGUAAGUGACUCUAUGACUUUAGCCUGAGCAAGACGAAGGGGGACGAGACGGUUGAAAGAGAAUAUAUUGACAUUUAUUGAAAUGAUCAUGUCCGAAAUUGAAUGUGCACCAAAAAAAUAUUUUCACCUGCAUGUGCCAGAAGACAAAAAACUGAUGUUUUACUCAAUUACUGUCUGAGAAAUGUGUCUUCUCAUGGUUUCUUUGUAAUUUAUAUCCGAUUGUACAGAAGACCGCUCAACAACACAGUGACAUCUUGAAGUGUGGGGCGGGCUAUGCUCGGAAGUAUAUCAACGUGUCAACUGCCAUAUUUGCGAACCGUUUGUUUUGGUGAAAUGGUAGCUCUUUUUACAUUAAACAAACUGGGAAGUUUAUCCAAAAGGUU